Adineta ricciae is the source of this 936-nucleotide messenger RNA. NCBI's taxonomy places the organism in Eukaryota, Metazoa, Rotifera, Eurotatoria, Adinetida, Adinetidae. The record is from the annotation of a GenBank genome assembly.
AUGGGUCUUUUUCAAUGGAUAUUAAGACAAAUUCUUUUUCCAGCGCCUCAUCCACCUACUUAUACAUUAGAAUCACAUAAAGAGAAUCUUCUUUGGCUGCAGCCAAAUCGGAAUUCGUCAACUAAUCUGCCUAUACCAUGUCUACAUUAUUCUCCGAAUAAUGCAGCCAAAUAUUUUUUUCUCUGGUGUCAUGGAAACGGAUGUGAUAUUGGAAGUAUGAGCAGGACAAUCUCAGCAUUAAGUCGACGAGUUCAAGCACAUGCACUCAUCUUUGAAUAUCCUUCCUAUGGUCUAUUAUCAGGUGCACGAGUAUCGCCAAGUCAAGAAUCGAUAAAUGAUCAUGCUGAACGUGCGUAUUUAUUCAUUCGUGAUACACUCAAAUGGCCAACCGAUCGAAUUAUCGUCUAUGGACAUUCAAUUGGAAGUGGUUCUGCUUGUUAUCUUGCAUCAAGAUAUGACAUUGGUGCGCUUAUUUUACAAUCUCCAUACACAUCUAUCAAAAAUAUCAUUGGAAGAAAAAUUGGAAGAGUGGUCAAUUUAUUCAAUAUUCCGUAUUGGAAUAAUUCUCAAACAUUGAAAGAUAUAAAAUACCCAAUACUGCUUAUACAUGGUCAACGAGAUAAUUUAAUUUCAUCGGAAGAAUCGCAAAUAUUAUAUGAUUCAUUAGCAGAAAAUACUAAGAAACAAUUAGUUUUCUUACCCGAUGAUGAUCACAAUUCAAUCAGUGAUCCAGUCAUGUUAUCACAUGUUCAACCAUUUCUUAAUAAAUAUUUUAAUGAGCCAACAGUAUCCUUGCCGGAUAUAAAGAUUGAUCCAAAAUUACGUGAAGUGCCUCCGAAUAUGCCGGAUAAUUCACGAUUCAAACUAAUUCCAUAUUUAAUCAAUCUUAUACGAUCAAUAUUUCAACCAUAUAACCCACCAAGUCGUAAUGAAUAA